UAACUCGCGCCUCGCAGCACUGGGCGGCCGGGGCCGGGCAGGGCAGUGCGGGGACACCGGGGGCUGGGGUCGGUCCCAGCGGGACGCCGAAAGGAGGGAAACGAGCUCAGCCCUCGGGCCUUACCGGCAGCUUGCAGCCUAGCACGCAGCCCGCGCCUGUGCGGGCGCCUGGAGCUGCCCGCUCCGCCGCAGCAGCCGCCGCGCCUGGCUGUACGCUGUGGCCGGACCCCGUGGUCGCUCGCUCACACACCCCUCGCCGCUCCGCGCCUGGCUCGCCCGCGGGGGCCGAGCGCGAGCGGGCGGGCGGGGGAGGUGAGGGGUGCGGGCGGGUGUGCAUGUGCCUGGCUGGGUGCACACCCCGCACGGCGGCGGCGCCAGGACGCGGAGCGCUCCCCAGAGCCCGGCUGCCUCGCACAGCUCCCGCGGCUGCGACCAUGUUCCAGCCCGCGGCCAAGCGCGGCUUUACCAUAGAGUCCUUGGUGGCCAAGGACGGCGGCACCGGCGGGGGCACUGGCGGCGGGGGCGCGGGCUCCCAUCUCCUGGCGGCGGCCGCCUCCGAGGAACCGCUCCGGCCCACGGCGCUCAACUACCCUCACCCCAGCGCGGCCGAGGCGGCCUUCGUGAGUGGCUUCCCUGCCGCGGCCGCCGCGGGCGCGGGCCGCUCGCUCUACGGUGGGCCCGAGCUCGUGUUCCCCGAGGCCAUGAACCACCCCGCGCUGACCGUGCAUCCGGCGCACCAGCUGGGCGCCUCCCCGCUGCAGCCCCCGCACUCCUUCUUCGGCGCCCAGCACCGGGACCCUCUCCAUUUCUACCCCUGGGUCCUGCGGAACCGCUUCUUCGGCCACCGCUUCCAGGCCAGCGACGUGCCCCAGGACGGGCUGCUUCUGCACGGCCCCUUCGCACGCAAGCCCAAGCGGAUCCGCACGGCCUUCUCGCCCUCGCAGCUGCUGCGGCUGGAGCGCGCCUUCGAGAAGAACCACUACGUGGUGGGCGCCGAGCGGAAGCAGCUGGCCGGCAGUCUCAGCCUCUCCGAGACGCAGGUGAAGGUGUGGUUCCAGAACCGGAGGACAAAGUACAAACGGCAGAAGCUGGAGGAGGAAGGGCCUGAGUCCGAGCAGAAGAAGAAGGGCUCCCAUCACAUCAACCGGUGGCGCAUCGCCACGAAGCAGGCCAAUGGGGAGGACAUCGAUGUCACCUCCAAUGACUAGGGUGGGCAACUACAAACCCACGAGGGCAGAGUGCUGCUUGCUGCUGGCCAGGCCCCUGCGUGGGCCCAAGCUGGACUCUGGCCACUCCCUGGCCAGGCUUCGGGGAGGCCUGGAGUCAUGGCCCCACAGGGCUUGAAGCCCGGGGCUGCCACUGACAGAGGGACAAGCAAUGGGCUGGCUGAGGCCUGGGACCACUUGGCCUUCUCCUCGGAGAGCCUGCCUGCCUGGGCGGGCCCGCCCGCCACCACAGCCUCCCAGCUGCUCUCCGUGUCUCCAAUCUCCCUUUUGUUUUGAUGCAUUUCUGUUUUAAUUUAUUUUCCAGGCACCACUGUAGUUUAGUGAUCCCCAGUGUCUCCCUUCCCUAUGGGAAUAAUAAAAGUCUCUCUCUUAAUGACACGGGCAUCCAGCUCCAGCCCCAGAGCCUGGGGUGGUAGAUUCCAGCUCUGAGGGCCAGUGGGGGCUGGUAGAGCAAACGCGUUCAGGGCCUGGGAGCCCGGGGUGGGGUACUGGUGGAGGGGGGCAAGGGUAAUUCAUUAACUCCUCUCUUUUGUUGGGGGACCCUGGUCUCUACCUCCAGCUCCACAGCAGGAGAAACAGGCUAGACGUAGGGAAGGGCCAUCCUGUAUCUUGAGGGAGGACAGGCCCAGGUCUUUCUUAACGUAUUGAGAGGUGGGAAUCAGGCCCAGGUAGUUCAGUGGGAGAGGGAGAGUGCUUCCCUCUGCCUAGAGACUCUGGUGGCUUCUCCAGUUGAGGAGAAACCAGAGGAAAGGGGAGGAUUGGAGUCUGGGGGAGGGAACACCAUUCACAAAGGCUGACGGUUCCAGACCGAAGUUGUGGGCCCACCAGGAUGCUCACCUGUCCUUGGAGAACCCCUGGGCAGGUUAAGACUGCAGAGACAGGGCUUAAGGCUGAGCCUGCAGCCAGUCCCCAGUGACUCAGGGCCUCCUCAGCCCGAGAAAGAGCAACGUGCCAGGGCCCGCUGAGCUCUUGUGUUCACCUGCCCUUCUGUCGCACUUGUCAGGAUGAAGGUUUCCUGACAAGCAAAUCUGCAUUCCUGUCUUUCCCUUAUGACAUCCAGACCCCUCUCUUUCUUCUUCACCUCCCAUGUGCUCAUGAAACCUCUGCUUUUUGGCCUUCAUGCCACCAUUCUGCUGGUGCUAAUGACAGUCACCAACCAGUCACCGGCCACCCCCUUGUGGCCAAACUCAACCACUUCCUGUCGGGUUCACCUGCUCCCCAAUCUGUUGGCCAUGCCCUCCGGAUUCUCCCACCCCGCUCUGCCUUCAUUUUGGUAGCUCUGACUCCUCUUCCAGCCUGAGUUCAUUCAGUGUGAUCCAUGCCUUGUCACCUCUGGCCACCCCCAGGUCAGUCCUUGGUCUUCCUGACUCCUCAUUGUGCCCUUUGCCUUGUGGGGAUCACAUCCACUUCCAGGACUUCUCUUUGGCUCCCUGGUCUGUGUCUUUAGCUGACCUCUGCUGAGCUGCAGACCCAUCAAGCCAGCUGCCUGCUCCACCCCCUGCCCCUCAGCACCUCAAAGCCCAUACAUCCACAGCCGGACUCACCUACCCAUCUGUGCUUCUCCAGGAUCACCCACCUCGACAAACAGCAUUAGACAUGUACACAGUUUCCCAAGCUCCAGGAAACCUGGGAAUCUUCCUCAAGCUUCCUCUCCUCUUCCCCAGCCCCAUCCAUUCCCAUCUAGUGGGUUGAGUCUGGACUGGCUUCCCAACCACACCUCCCUAGUGCAGCCCCCACCACCCCCCUGCCCAGCUCCCUCUGCCACCGGCCUGGCCCGGGCCCUGCUCCUCUAGGGAGGUUUCUGUGAAUGUCAAGGAUGAGGCCCACUUCAAAGGAAGCCCUCCAUGUUGCAGUUAGGUUUCUCUUCUUUGCACCCAAACAGGGCAGAGUCACCCCCUUCGGAGCCCCUUUACCCCAUCUUCUUGCCUUGCUCCCGGUACCCUUUGCUUCAGCAUCCCCAUCCCUGUCCCUGAGUGAGCCACAGGUUUUUCCUGCACUGUGCCUUCGCUCAUGCUGUUCUUCCCACCUGGAAUGUUGGGUGCUUGAUCAAUGUGGAACUCACUGGAAAGAUGUCAGAGACCCAGCCUUGCUGUCUGGACCACAUGCAGGGAUCCAAGCACACAAGGUCCUUCUGCUGGGAGCACAGACCCAGGUCCCACUCGCACUCUCAGCGUCUCUCCCCCGCCUCUGCCCACCUCACUUGUGUCCAGUCAAUGCUAGAAACCAAAGGGCUUUGUCCCAUCCCAACACCCCUUCUCCCUCCAUCAGUCAGGAAUGCAUUCUGCACAUCUUGAAAGUCCUAACAUGGAUAAGUCCAGAUUAACCCACAUGGCAACCCUCACUGCCAAGCAGGUGGGAUCACUUCUGGGAGCACACAUGCCAAGGUGUGGAAGGAAGGUGGGAGGAAGAGUCAUCCUUUUGGCCCCAGUGGGGGACAGAGAAAGGGGUGAGCUGUUCCUCUCAAGAUCCUGCCCCACUUGGUAGGGGGAGGGGGUCCAGGAAGAUCACAGCAGAGCACCCCCUGUCAUCCGAAUAAAGGGCUGGAAGGGACCCAAGGAAACCUGCCAAUCUCCUGAGGCCAGGCCUGCGGGGGGGCGGGGCGGGGAGUCCCUGCCGCACUCCCAUCCACCCCCCAUGUUGUGCCUCUCCCUGCAGACGGUAAAUAUUGGUGUUGUGACUUCAUUAAU
Molecule: messenger RNA, 3913 nt
Organism: Pongo pygmaeus (Bornean orangutan)
Lineage: Eukaryota; Metazoa; Chordata; Mammalia; Primates; Hominidae
Gene: EMX1
Product: empty spiracles homeobox 1
Exons: 3
Coding region: 336-1208 (290 amino acids)
Biological process (GO): regulation of transcription by RNA polymerase II; central nervous system development; brain development
Cellular component (GO): nucleus
Molecular function (GO): DNA-binding transcription factor activity, RNA polymerase II-specific; RNA polymerase II cis-regulatory region sequence-specific DNA binding
Source: RefSeq, a predicted model, not a curated record